GAUAACGCAACCCACCGAACUUGGGGCCGCGUCGUCGCAUCGCGAUCCACACAUCCUUGCUUCUUUAGAGUGCUAGAGUGUCUACCCUUCCCAGGCCCUUUCUCUUCCCUGGCUUGAUCCACACACCAUCUUGAUUCUUGAACAGGCCAUGGCCGUGUCCUGGCUUUUUAUUGUAAACUUUGCCUUAUCUAGACGCCUCGUCCGUCCUCUUAUUGCCCACCCUAACGCCAUGUUACCAACUAUUGUACCUUGUUUAAACUGGUAAAACCUUCGUAUUAGUAGCUCCCCCUACCUUGAUUUGCUCUGCAUAUUAGCUACGGUUCAUAUCUCGAGCAACCUUCCAGACUUUCCAAGCUUAUCCUUUCUUUUUCCCAUGAGCUGCUAGCAGCUAGACAGCUCUGCAUUGCAUUGCUUCAGCUGUCCUAAUACCUUAUCGUCGCGAAUCUCACGUGGAAAAGAGAAAAAGAAAUAAAAACAUUGCGCGUUGGACUCGAAUGAUAAUAUCGCCAUCACAAACGAACCAUUCACAAAGCUAGCUACGAUGCGAUUAGCCGGCGUAAUUGUCGCCGCAGCUUUACCAGCCGUCCUUGCUGCUCAACAAAGAGUUUUGACCCACUCGACAAGUAUGAAAAUUGAGGAUGCGCCUGGGUCGGUGGCUUCUACACCUGUUCUGGUCAACUCUUCAGACUCGCUCGCGCGACCUUCAAAACCAUUAACAACCGUCGCUGCGGAGAAGCCGGCAUUAGAAGCUUCCGUAAUGGGUCUCAUCGUCUUUUCGGCUGCCGGACUUUAUCUACUAUGAAUUAGGGACUAGGGAGGGCUAUCGACCAUUUUGCAUUUUCACCGGCGU
Messenger RNA from Annulohypoxylon truncatum, 850 nucleotides. RefSeq lists its product as uncharacterized. The transcript is spliced from 2 exons. The record is from RefSeq and is a predicted model, not a curated record. The coding region runs from base 542 to 802 and encodes 86 amino acids. Lineage: Eukaryota; Fungi; Ascomycota; Sordariomycetes; Xylariales; Hypoxylaceae.